This is a messenger RNA of Leptinotarsa decemlineata (Colorado potato beetle), 2036 nucleotides long. RefSeq names its product NCK-interacting protein with SH3 domain. Gene Ontology annotation, molecular function: Arp2/3 complex binding; protein binding. Gene Ontology annotation, biological process: endocytosis. The record is from RefSeq and is a predicted model, not a curated record. Lineage: Eukaryota; Metazoa; Arthropoda; Insecta; Coleoptera; Chrysomelidae.
ACUGGAAAUCUUGACAUGCUGCACAGUUUAUAUGACUUUAAAGCAACAUAUGCCAAAACACUGAGCUUCAAAAGUAAUGAAUAUUUCUUGCUGCACCAGACAAAUACGAAACACAAAAACUGGUGGGAAGUAAUAAGUGAAAAAGGUGACAUGGGCUACAUUCCUUCAAAUUAUGUUGAAGUGGUCACAGUAAACCCCUCUUUUUAUAUACAGUUCUUAGACAACUGUUUGGAACACUUGAGAAAAAAUGAUGUUUCUUCAGAAUGUACGAUUGGAGAUAGAAGUGAAGUCAUUCUGCGAUUGAAGGAUCUGAAAAGGCAAAUCGAGCAGUUACCUGAGGUUUCAAAGAAUUCAAUUGGUGCAGAUAGUGACGAUAUGCCACCGUUACUGUUUAAAAACUCGGAUGGUAAAUUAGAACCUAUUAAAACUGUCUCAACAACUAGCUGUUAUUCUUCUAAUUUAUCAGAACCAAGAAAUUCUAGAACUGUGACUGAGGAACUAAUCAAACCAAUACAGAAAGGACUAAGUAGAGCUAGUGUUCAGAAGUCUAUAGAAAACAUCCACGAAGAAAUAAAGUCUGAAAUUUGUAAUGGGCGUAAGAAGUCUGAAUCUAAUAUAUCAUCCUCAACUAGUAGUAACAUUUCCCCUGCUAUUACACAUCAGUCUGUUUAUGAUUUAGUUGAGAGUGUAAGAAUCAAUACUCAGCUAUCCCAUGAAAUGUCACGGGUAGCCGUCGUAACUGUAGUUCAGGGUUUACAUGAGCUUUUACCGGCUUCAGUAUUUCCAUAUCUCAGUACAAUUUUAUCUCAUUCACAAACUUCUCUUGUUGACGAUGUUCAAAUCGAUCAAACUCAUGAUGCUAGUCGCCUUAAAAUAAUAUUCAACGAACUUACUUCUUGCAAGGAGGAUUCUCAACAAAGAAGCUGGAUGUUACAUGAAGAUGAAGAUGUUAUUAAAGAAUAUAUUAUGGAACUCAUUUCUAUUCUGUCUAAUGCUGAUGCGAGUAUAUCAAGGCAUGUAAUAUCUCAUGAUCAAUACCAUGUAAUCAACACGUUAAUACAGUAUUAUCAAAUGGAGGUUAGAUGGUCAAUAAGGCAACUAUUAUUGCAAGCACUUGGAGUACUUUGCAUCCAAGUUCGAGAUAAUGUUCAGCCUGACUUCGGGGCACUCGUCUUAAAGCUGUGUCAGGAAAAGGGGCAACAAAUGCUCGAUAGUGUUGUGCCUGCCCAAUAUCGGGCUCAGUCCCAUUAUGACGGAAGCCAGAGCGGACUUGACGUGCUGGUUUGGGUCGGCAACGAGGUCCUUGAUGCAAGGCAGUAUGUUCGUCAUUAUGAUGUUUUCCUGAUUUACAUAAUGAUAUAUAUUUUCAUACUUUCAGAUUUGCUGGGAAAACGAUUUUUGGCUUUUAUACUUGACAAUAUUGAGUAUCCGCCUGACACUGAUUUGGAUGAACAAAUUCCGGACCUGUUCCUCAACCUGAUUAUUUCUUACAAUUUACAAUUUUCUGAUGAAAUUGAAAACCCAAUACUGGCCGCUUUAGAAGAAAGAGAUGUAGCUAAAACCUUUACUGAAAAAAUCCUUCUCCUCAUUAAUAGAGAAGAGGAUCCUGUACGAAUUUUUGAUCAUGAACCUGCACCCCCUCAUUCGCUCUUGAAACUGUUCAAUGAUCUCUUCAGUCGUAGAACAACUGCAGCUUUAUUCUAUACCAAUGACAUCAAAGUAUUAAUAGAUAUCAUAGUCAGAAAUAUUUCAGAUUUGUCAUCAGGUGAUAUGAGAAGGCGACAAUAUUUGGAGCUCUGUAGGAGGGUAAUGAGAAAUACAAACUAUGAUGAACAUAGGCACAAAGUGGAUGAAAUUUUGAAAUGUUUUACAAGGAUUUUUUGCGAAGAAAGUGAAUGGAGUAAAUUUGACCAAAAAUUAGUGAAAGAAAUAUCAAACGAAUUUCCACAUUUUUUCAAAUAAGAUCUGACAUUCUUGAUAAAUUUUGUGAUAUUUUUAUUUUUAUACGUAAUAAUAUAUGCCACCUGCGACGUUGA